CCCUGCACACCGCUUGCGCGCACGGGCCUCCUCCCCUCUGCACCCCGGACACCUGGCGGAGCUCGUCGCCCGGAGCCCGCGCUGAGAGCAUCCUCCAGCUCCCAUCUGUUUCCUCGGGAGGGUGGGGGCUCGGGCCGGAGCCAGAGCGGCGGAUGGGCACAGACUCCCCCUCCCCCCGGCCCCUCAGGCCGGGGGUGACCUUGCCCCCUGGAGCCCUCACCAUGAAUACCAAGGAUACCACCGAGGUUGCUGAGAACAGCCACCACCUGAAGAUCUUUCUCCCCAAGAAGCUGCUGGAGUGUCUUCCUCGCUGUCCACUGCUGCCUCCAGAGCGGCUACGGUGGAAUACAAAUGAGGAGAUUGCAUCCUACUUGAUCACCUUUGAGAAGCAUGACGAGUGGCUAUCCUGUGCCCCGAAGACAAGGCCUCAGAAUGGCUCCAUCAUCCUCUACAACCGCAAGAAGGUGAAAUACCGGAAGGACGGUUACCUGUGGAAGAAGCGGAAGGAUGGGAAGACCACGAGAGAGGACCAUAUGAAGCUGAAGGUCCAGGGCAUGGAGCCUGUCUCCUGGCAGUGUCUCUAUGGCUGCUACGUUCACUCUUCCAUCGUCCCCACAUUCCAUCGGCGCUGCUACUGGCUGCUCCAGAACCCUGACAUCGUGCUUGUACACUACUUGAACGUCCCUGCCCUGGAGGACUGUGGAAAAGGCUGCAGCCCCAUCUUUUGUCCUGUCAGCAGCGACCGUCGCGAGUGGCUGAAGUGGUCCCGGGAGGAGCUGCUGGGGCAGCUGAGGCCCAUGUUUCAUGGCAUCAAGUGGAGCUGUGGGAACGGGACAGAGGAGUUCUCCGUGGAGCAGCUGGUGCAGCAGAUCCUAGACACCCACCCGACCAAGCCCGCACCCCGAACCCAUGCCUGCCUCUGCAGUGGGGGCCUCGGUUCCGGGAGCCUCACCCACAAAUGCAGCAGCACAAAACACCGCAUCAUCUCUCCCAAAGUGGAGCCCCGAGCUUUAACCCUGACCUCUGUGCCCCACCCACACCCCCCUGAGCCCCCUCCACUGAUAGCCCCUCUUCCCCCAGAGCUCCCAAAGGCACAUGCUUCCCCUUCCUCUUCCUCGUCCUCGUCCUCUUCUUCCUCUGGCUUUGCAGAACCCCUAGAGAUUAGACCUAGCCCCCCCACCUCUCGAGGGGGUUCAUCCAGAGGAGGCACCGCAAUCCUCCUCCUGACGGGACUGGAGCAGCGUGCGGGGGGCUUGACGCCCACCAGGCACUUGGCUCCCCAGACUGACCCUAGGCCUUCCAUGAGCUUGGCUGUGGUUGUGGGCUCUGAGACCUCUUCCCCACCUGCUCCUCCCAGCCCUGCCUUUGACCCAGAUCGUUUUCUCAACAGCCCUCAGAGGGGUCAGACCUAUGGAGGGGGCCAGGGGGUAAGCCCAGACUUCCCCGAGGCAGAGGCCACCCACACCCCCUGCCCUGCCCUGGAGCCCGCUGCUGCCCUGGAGCCCCAGGCGGCUGCUCGGGGGCCUCCUCCUCUGCCAGGAGCAAGUGGGAGAAGAGGAAAUCGCUUCUUCAUUCAAGAUGAUGGCAGUGGGGAGGAGCUCAAGGCCCAGGGGGCUGCCCCACCUGCACCUUCACCUCAUCCCUCGCCCCCACCUUCACCUGCCCCCUUGGAGCCACCAGGCCGGGGAGGAAGAGGGGAGACCUUGUUUGGAGGAGCUGCAGGGGCCAGUGAACUGGAGCCCUUCGGUCUUGCAUCAUUCCCUGACCUCAUGGGAGAGCUCAUCAGCGACGAGGCUCCAGGAGCCCCUGUCCCAACUGCCCAGCUCUCUCCGGCUCUUAGCACCAUCACAGACUUCUCCCCGGAGUGGUCCUACCCAGAGGGUGGGGUCAAGGUGCUCAUCACAGGUCCCUGGACAGAGGCUGCGGAGCAUUACUCCUGUGUUUUUGAUCACAUCGCUGUGCCAGCCUCUCUUGUCCAGCCUGGUGUCCUACGCUGCUACUGUCCUGCCCAUGAGGUUGGGCUGGUAUCUUUGCAGGUGGCGGGGCGGGAGGGCCCCCUUUCUGCCUCUGUGCUCUUUGAGUAUCGAGCCCGCCGGUUCCUGUCAUUGCCUAGUACUCAGCUUGACUGGUUGUCACUGGACGACAACCAGUUCCGGAUGUCCAUCCUGGAGCGGCUGGAGCAGAUGGAGAAGCGCAUGGCCGACAUGGCAGCAGCCGGGCAGGCUCCCUGCCGCAGUCCCAAUGCACCUCCAAUUCAGGAUGAAGGCCAGGGGCCGGGGUUUGAGGCCCGAGUGGUGGUCUUGGUGGAAAACAUGAUCCCACGCUCGACCUGGAGGGGUCCUGAACGUCUGGCGCAUGGAAGCCCUUUCCGGGGCAUGAGCCUUCUGCACCUGGCCGCUGCCCAGGGCUACGCCCGCCUCAUCGACACCCUGAGCCAGUGGCGGAGCAUGGGGACAGUGAGCUUGGACUUAGAGCAAGAGGCUGACCCGCUCAACGUGGACCACUUCUCUUGCACCCCACUGAUGUGGGCUUGUGCCCUGGGGCACCUGGAGGCCGCUGUGCUCCUCUUCCGCUGGAACAGACAGGCGCUGAGCAUUCCUGACUCUCUGGGCCGGCUGCCCCUGUCGGUGGCGCAGUCCCGGGGUCACGUGCGCCUGGCCCGCUGCCUCGAGGAACUGCAGAGACAGGAGGCUGCAGCCGAGCUUCCACUUGCCCUGUCACCACCCUCCUCCAGCCCAGACACAGGACUGAGCAGCGUCUCCUCACCCUCGGAGCUGUCGGAUGGUACUUUCUCCGUCACGUCAGCCUACUCCAGCGCCCCAGAUGGCAGUCCUCCCCCCGCCCCUGUGCUGGCCUCCGAGAUGGCUAUGGAAGAGACCAUGCCAGGCCAGCUCUCCUCCGGUGCCCCUGAGGGCCCCCUAUUUCUCAUGGACUGUGAAGCCACCAACCCCCAAGAGCCGGUACCCUCACGGCCUCCUUUCCCCCCAGCCCCAGAGGGUGGGGCUGCCUCAGAGGAAGCAGACAGCCCCCCGGCUGUGGAUGUGAUCCCGGUGGACAUGAUCUCACUCGCCAGGCAGAUCAUCGAAGCCACACCAGAGCGGAUUAAACGAGAGGACUUUGUGGGGCUGCCUGAUGCUGGAGCACCAAUGAGGGAGCGGACAGGGGCCCUGGGGCUCAGCGAGACCAUGUCCUGGCUGGCCAGCUACCUGGAGAAUGUGGACCAUUUCCCCAGCUCAGCCCCUCCCAGCGAACUACCCUUGGAGCGUGGGCGCCUGUCUGUCCCUCCAGCACCCUCCUGGGCAGAGUUUCUGUCCGCCUCUGCCAGCGGCAAGAUGGAGAGUGACUUUGCCCUGCUGACGCUAUCGGAUCAUGAGCAGCGGGAACUGUACGAGGCAGCUCGAGUCAUCCAGACAGCCUUCCGAAAGUACAAGGGCCGGAGGCUGAAGGAACAGCAGGAGGUGGCAGCCGCUGUGAUCCAGCGCUGCUACCGGAAGUACAAGCAGCUGACCUGGAUUGCACUGAAGUUUGCACUCUACAAGAAGAUGACCCAGGCGGCCAUCCUGAUCCAGAGCAAGUUCCGGAGCUACUACGAGCAGAAGCGGUUCCAGCAGAGCCGCCGCGCGGCGGUGCUCAUCCAGCAGCACUACCGCUCCUAUCGCCGCCGACCAGCGGGCACCCUGCAGGCCCGCAGCAACAGAGGCUCCUUUCUCACCAAGAAGCAGGACCAGGCAGCCCGGAAGAUCAUGCGCUUCCUGCGGCGCUGCCGACACAGGAUGAGGGAACUGAAGCAGAACCAGGAGCUGGAAGGGCUCCCGCAGCCCGGCCUGGCCACCUGACCUACGCCCCACCUUCCUCACCGCCCUGGGGGCCGCUUCUGGCAGUCUUAACCGGGAGAGGGCUCUCCGGGGGAGGGGAGACCCUGUCGGCAGCUGUUCCCCCCCCACGCCCCCGCUCUUCGGCCCCCCCAGACCCGCCCUCCUCCUUGCAUCUUCAGCCGUGACCUGCGGAGCCGUGCCUGCGCCCGCCUCAGCCCCCUCCUGACUUGCCUUAUUUAUUUGUUGGACGCGUCUCUGAAUGUAUCCGCCUCGGCCCCCACCCGACUCCGCAUGUUGGCGUGUGUCCCCCCACCCCCGCGGCCCGCCUCCCCGACGCCCGCGGGCGGCCCCGGGCCGGGGAGGGGGUGCGGCGUGGGCGGGGUGGUCCCCGCGAUGGGGGGGCCUGUACAUACUGUAACAUACAGAUUAUAGUGAAGAAUCUAUUUACGGCGCCGCGGGGAGGGCCACGGCGCGGCGGGGGCCCCCGGCCGGCUCCACGAGCACUUUCUACUUGUGCAUGGGCUUGGUUUCUACGAGUUGCCAUUAAACAUCGCUGCACCA
Canis lupus familiaris (dog) is the source of this 4376-nucleotide messenger RNA. It is a transcript of the gene CAMTA2, whose product is annotated as calmodulin binding transcription activator 2. The record is from RefSeq and is a predicted model, not a curated record. Gene Ontology annotation, cellular component: nucleus. Lineage: Eukaryota; Metazoa; Chordata; Mammalia; Carnivora; Canidae. Bases 153 to 3836 code for a protein of 1227 amino acids. Gene Ontology annotation, molecular function: double-stranded DNA binding; protein binding; transcription coregulator activity. The transcript is spliced from 23 exons. Gene Ontology annotation, biological process: regulation of transcription by RNA polymerase II.